GAAGGUUGACUCAGCGGAGGUUCGUCAGGAAACAUGGCGGCCAAGGCGCUUCGCCAGCGUAGCAGGCGAGGCAGCAAACAAGAUGCCAAUAACCUCAACGUAUCUACAGAGGCCCGAACGCCGAAAGAGGAUAAAGGAGGUGAUGAGAGUAAAGUCACAGAGACCCGGCAAGAGUCAAUAAGUCGCGGUGGACAGGUAUGGGCCCCAGAAGGUUCCACUGCAUUUAAAUGUCUGCUUUCGGCACGCUUCUGUGCAGCGUUGCUAAGCAACAUUUCUGACUGCGAUGAGACCUUCAACUACUGGGAACCUAUGCACUACCUGCUUUAUGGCACAGGGAUGCAAACGUGGGAAUACUCACCGUUGUACGCCAUCAGAUCUUACGCUUACUUGUGGCUUCACGCGCUCCCAGCCUGUUUGCACGCCCAUGUACUGCAGACGAGCAAGGUGUUGGUAUUCUACUUCGUACGGUGUGUCCUGGCCUUCUGCUGCUGUGUCUGCGAGCUUUAUUUUUACAAGGCUGUAUGUAAGAAAUUUGGUUUGCACGUCGGCCGCCUGAUGCUGGCGUUUCUCGUCCUGAGCACUGGAAUGUUCACCUCAUCCGCAGCAUUCCUGCCAUCCUCCUUCUGCAUGUACACAACACUUGUCGCCAUGACAGGGUGGUUCCAGGACUCCACGCCGUUAGCCAUUAUGGGCGUAGCUGCCGGUGCUAUCGUUGGUUGGCCCUUCUCCGCUUUGAUUGGGAUCCCAAUCGCGUUUGACUUACUUGUACUAAAGAGGCAAUGGAAGAGUUUUAUCACCUGGUCGGCUAUUGCUCUGCUGCUUUUGCUGGGCCCUUUAAUUGCAGUGGACUCUUUCUUUUAUGGAAAACUGGUGGUGACCCCGCUCAACAUUCUACUUUAUAAUGUCUUCACAUCACAUGGACCUGAUCUGUAUGGUACAGAACCGUGGCACUUUUACUUUCUGAACGGGACCCUGAACUUUAAUCUAGUGUUUGUUCUGGCGCUCUUUUCCCUCCCUCUGACUGCUCUCAUGGAGACCCUUCUGCACAAGUUCAAUGUGCAGAACCUUGGCCGUCCCUAUUGGCUGACUCUGUCCCCCAUGUACCUGUGGAUGUUGGUUUUCUUCACCCGGCCUCACAAAGAAGAGCGCUUUCUCUUUCCCAUCUACCCCCUCAUCUGCCUCAACGGCGCUGCGGCCCUCUCGUCCCUGCAGAAAUGCUACCACUUCUUGUUCCAGCGCUACCGACUGGAGCAUUACACAGUCUCCUCCAAUUGGCUGGCGCUUAGUGCGGUUGUUGUGUUUGCGGUGGUGUCUCUCUCUCGCUCCGUGGCCCUUUUUAGAGGUUACCACGCCCCUCUCGACUUGUACCCGGAGUUUCUCCGCAUCGCCAAGGACACCACGCUACACUCGGUCCCCGAAGGCAGACCGGUUAGCGUGUGUGUUGGCAAGGAGUGGUAUCGCUUCCCCAGCAGCUUCCUUCUCCCUCCCAACUGGCAAAUACACUUCAUCCAAAGCGAGUUUAAAGGUCAACUCCCCAAGCCAUACGCCAUGGGUCCUCAGGCCACGCAGAUUAUACCGGCAGAUAUGAAUGACCAAAAUCUGGAAGAGCCGAGCAGAUAUGUGGACAUCCGACACUGCCACUACCUGGUAGACCUCGACACAGAAGAAGAAACGCCGCGGGAACCACGCUACGCAGCCAAUAAAGAAGAGUGGAACGUCAUUGCCUAUAAGCCUUUUCUCCAAGCUUCCCGGUCCUCGCCAUUCUUCAGAGCGUUUUAUAUCCCGCUCCUAUCCGACCAUCACACCAGCUUCAGGCGCUACGUCAUCCUCAAACCCAGGCGGCAAAAGCAGCCUCGCACGCGAGGCCAUGGCUGACCUUCGCCCAAAUAAAACGACAUCAUUCCCCCUUGUUUUGACACGGCUGCUGUGUGUAUGCGUGCGUACAUGUUUUGAAGUAUUUGUCUCAAGAGAUGAAGAUACGGACCCUUUAAGAACUUUGUGUAUGCAUGUGAAAACAAUUCCAAUGGAUGGUUAACUCAUUCACUCCCAGCCAUUUUCACUGGAGCAAGGCCCUUCGCUUCCGGCCGUUUUACUGGAUUUUGACUGAUUUUGCAAGGCCUACAGAAAAUUCAGUUCUGUUGCUAUAUAAACAUGGAACCCACCAAAAGAAACAUUAGACUCUGUUACUUCAGCAGAAAAAAAAGUAAGUUCAUAUAUUUUUCCAUUCUUUAGAAAUCAGCAUUAGAAAGUAGCUUAGUUUGAGCAAUUUUCCAAUUUCUGAUGAAAAAACGGAGAAAUUGAGCUUUUUGUGAAAGCAUACAUUUCAAACAUAACUUUGACUUUAACACAGCUAUUUUUUGCUUUAGUUACAUCCCAAACAUCUGAAUUAUCUUUUUCUCUUACAAAAUAACAUAAACAACAAGACAAAUAGAGCUUUUGAUAGCAAAGUAACAAUUUAUUUACACAUGGCGGAAAACACUCAGUUGACUUGAAGUUCCGCUCUGAGACCCCCAAUUUGGUCAAAUUUCAAAAUUGUCCGACAUGCAUGUGUGAUACAUCACUGGAAAGCUUGAAAUUUCAAUUUUCUAGGGGAAGAAAAAUUUUGAACUGGAGGGCAUUUUUGAAAAAAAAAAAAGUUUUAUAAACAGCAAAACCCUAUCUGGAGUAGAGCCUAGUUCGGGCCUAAAAAAUCCAGCCCGACCCGACACGGCCCGCUGGUAUUGAGGCCCGACCCGGCCCGAGCUCGAUCACUUAACUAGAUUUGCAGGCCCAAGCCCGAAAAACCCGAUUUUUUUUUUUUUUUUUUUUUUUUUUUUUUUUGAGUGACGCGGAAAAAACGCAGCAGCAGCAAUUUAUUUUCAUUUCUUCGAGUUGGCAGAAAAAAAACGCAAGUUUUCUUAAUGUUUAAAUAAUCUACAUAUUUUUUUGAGAAUUAUCAAAGCAUUCACACAACGAAAUAACGCUGGGAAAGUUUGUUAAACAUAUUUCUGAGUGUGUGGGAUAUUGUUCUCACAUGGACGCGCCUCUCUGUCAAGGAGAGGGAACAGGAGAGGGCGGCGCCUCGGCCGUGCAGCAAACGGUACAGCGGGAGGACAAGAAUAAAAAGCAGCCGGCGCCACGGCGUUCGUGCACACGCACAAGCAGAUGCGCAAUACAGAGAGCCUGCUCUCCAUUUUUUUUUUUUUUUUUUUUUUUUUUAAAUAAUUUAUUAGUCCGGCAUGGCGGCCCGACCCGAACUGACCCGAACGUGAAUGCUUAAAAUGUGGGGUCGGGUCGGGUCAGGUUCGGGCACAAAAUCUAACCUCUAAUCUGGAGGUGAGAUCACGCGAGAGCAGAAUUACAGACGCCAUGACUUUAACGAGAUUUUAUCGCGUACUUACCUUGUUUCGAUCCAAAAACUCCAUGUAGUAUGUAUCACCGAGGGUCAAGACACAGCUGUGAAUGGCCACAGCUGGAUUUUUUGAGGAUUUUAUGGGUGAAACAUGGUCAUAUAACAAGGGUCACGAUGCAGAAAUCGCAGACAUCGAGGAGUGGUCUAUAUGUUCUGUUUCAUAUAUUUACCCUUUUAAACUUUUUUUUUUCAAUUUUUCUUGUUUGGAUUGAUGAUUUAUCAUCUAAAGUAUCGGAGAAAAUGCGACAGUAACAAAAAAAUACAAUUAAGCAAUGGUUAUGACUGAGGUAGAUAUCCGUGACUUUUACAGACGCCAUUUUUUUCAUUGUGACAUAAUUUGUUUAUUCACUCACAUAUUUUAAUAUAUAAUAUAUAAUAUAUUUUACUUUUAAUCUUUUAAAUUCGUUUAAAAAAAAACAAAAACGAAAUAUGAGACAUCAAUUAGUGAUUCUAAGCUAAAAAUGACAGACAUUUUAAAUAAUAAACAUAAUUAAUUACCUUGGUUUUAUGCCUGGCUUGAAACAAAAGCAGUUGCGCGAUGUCUGUAAACGGGGGUUUUCAGGAUAGAACGGACAAAUUAAAAAUAGUCCGGGGGCUUAACCCGCCAUGAAUCUGCUAUGGCAGCAUGUAGACGUAUUGUUCAAUCAAACACAACAGGUGUUUUGGCUGAAAAUACAGCAGUUUCUUUUAAAGAGGAGUAGAGCUGAAACGAAUACUCGAGUUUAAAAACUGAUCCGAGUAAUUUUAUUCACCUCGAGUAUUCGUUUAUUUUGACAGCUCUAAGCAUCACGUUUUGCUCGGACUACUUUUACUGCGGUACAACGCGCUGAUGUUACGUGCGUAGAGGACGAAGCAAAAAAAAACCCCAAAACAACUUACUGCAGCAGACAGCCGCUACAUACGACGCCGACGUUGCUAAAUACUUGCCUUCACUGAUGCUAGUUGGUAGCAGGUAGCGUCUGAUGCGUCUCAGAGAUCACAUGUAUGUUGAACUAGAUGUACAAUGACGACUCGGCCGCGUCUGGGCAGUGUUAGUAAACCGCCGCCAUCCUAAAGCAGUAGAGCGCUAAGCGCUAAUAAAGAGCGCUGAGCGCUAAUAAAUAAGAUUAACGCUACUGUCACGUUAGCCCUGCGGAGGGCUAGGUUUCUAUUAAUUAUGACCACUGUCGAUGCGUGGCUAACGUGUCUUACAUACAGGCUUUAACAUAACAUAGCAUUGUUGAGUGAUGAGGGUGUAAAAUAAAAACUUAAUCGUGCUAACUAUCAAUUUUAGCUCAGUAGUCAUUGCUGGAUAAAACACCAAGUAGCACUGGUCCCUAAUGUGCUCCAAUACAGCCUGUAUCAUACAUUUAUUUUGAACACUGCAAAAACUCAAAAUCCUAUCAGAACUUACAGUUUAGACUAACUUAAAACUUAACUAGAACUUAAAAAUGGCUUGACACAAAGAGAAAUUCAAUUGAAAUACGUGGGGAAAAAAAUCCUAACUUUUAAGUGAUGUGUGUUAUCAAGCGUAACGGCAUUUUUAGGUAAGAUAUAUAUAUAUAUUUUAAUAAGAUCUAAACGUUUUUUGAGUGAAAGCAGUGAAUUAGUCUUUUUUUAAAAAUUCUAGUUACAUCUGAGAUGCAAUUGUUGGCUGUUUUCAACAAUAUACAUCGAAAAUAAAGACAUUGAUUGACUGAAAAUGGUUCAAGAUUAAAUGAAAUGUCUUGUUUUCUGAUGUAUAUGUAUAAUUGCUCUUCACCUCAAAAUAUAUUUGUUUUAUCCGAUUACUCGAUUAAUCGAUAGAAUUUUCAGUCGAUUACUCGAUUACUAAAAUAUUCGAUAGCUGCAGCCCUAGUUGCAGGUCUUACCAAAUGCGCUACUGUCCUCCAGUGGCCAGUUUUAUUGCUUUAAAAUAGAUUUUCAGCUUUGUGCUUUAGAGCUAAAUUGAAUCACAACCAGAGAUGUCUUUUUUGAAAAAAAACAAAAAAAAAAAACAUAAAAGACGUAUAAAUACGUCUUUGGGACACUGAAACAAUUAUAAAUAGAAUGCAUUUAUACGUUUUUGGGAGCAAAUGAGUUAACUGUAAGAAACGUGUGUUGUCUGGCAAUUGAAGCAGUUCAUAUCCAUGUUUUACUUCAUUCCGGACAUCAAAUUGGUGCCUGAAUGCAAGAAAAGUCCUCGUUGAAUCAUGUAGUUUCUAAUUGUAUUGGGUGAGCUGUGAGAAUGAAUGGAAAAUGUUAAUUUAAGAAUAAUGUGACUGUGAAUACAAUCAUUGUUUUUUUGAAUAAAAUAACAGCACGGCCAUUUGAUUUGUUUAUUUCCUUAACAAACAUACAAAGCACGGUGGAAAUCAAGACAUUACACUGCUUUACAAAUAUCACUAGAGUUCAACAUUCCUCUUUAACAUGCUGUGUAAUUUUGCUACCUGACCACUCACAAGCGUUAGGAAUCAAAAUAGUUUUUGUGGGAACACAAACAAUGCACAGUUUACCCCAUGUGUUAAAAAAAGAAUUCAGUGAACAUCUACGGGCACAGCACAUAUCAGUGAGGUGUCAACAUUUCAUGCAAAAGGCCAUGCCUCUUUCUA
Molecule: messenger RNA, 5961 nt
Organism: Corythoichthys intestinalis (scribbled pipefish)
Lineage: Eukaryota; Metazoa; Chordata; Actinopteri; Syngnathiformes; Syngnathidae
Gene: alg9
Product: ALG9 alpha-1,2-mannosyltransferase
Exons: 15
Coding region: 34-1875 (613 amino acids)
Biological process (GO): protein N-linked glycosylation
Cellular component (GO): endoplasmic reticulum membrane
Molecular function (GO): alpha-1,2-mannosyltransferase activity
Source: RefSeq, a predicted model, not a curated record